AUGCCAGACAAUAUGUCUAUGGUCCCCUACAAUGGUGGAAACCUGGAUGUUGUGCUGCGGCACAAUGACUCCGUGGUUGUCUUUGACCGCGAUUCGCAGCAGCUCGUUCUCCGCAAUACGGCCGACACCGAUGACGAUGUAGAGCUCGCUAACUGCCCGCUCUGCCACCGUCCUAUGCGCGACAGUAGCCGGGGACGACAUCGUGGGAAUCACGAGCCAGAGGGGGAAUUCAUCAAUCCUAAUUAUUUUCGCAUGCUCAACAACAGCCUCCCCAGCUCCGCCUCUUCGUCAUCUCCUCCUUCCCCACGCCGCCGUCUUGUCCAACCUGCCCUUCCCGGUACACCGCUCAACGAACCACGCUCUCAGCCGACGUCUGGAUCACAGGGAAUAUCAUCCGCGGCAUUCAGUCCGGAUUACUUCAGGAGAUUCUUUGUCGAAGAACGAAUCCUGGGCAAAGGUGGAAAAGGUGUGGUGCUACUAGUGAAGCAUGUCUUGGAUGGGGUCUCUCUUGGCGACUAUGCAUGCAAGCGUGUCCCCGUCGGUGACGAUCAUGAGUGGUUAGAAAAAGUACUUGGCGAGGUACAACUUUUACAGCAUCUCUCACACCAGAACCUUGUUUCAUACCGCCACGUCUGGCUGGAAAAUGCAAAGAUUAGCAAUUUUGGUCCAAGUGUGGCUUGCGCAUUCAUUCUGCAGCAAUAUUGCAAUGCCGGCGACUUGCACAACUACAUUUGCGGCUCUGUUCAGACCUCGACUACCGCCCAGCAGCUAAAGGACCGUCUCCGGCGGAAGUCGAAGGGGGAACCCGAGCUCCAAACGGGCACGGGAGGUCCCCGCACACUUCAGCUGGAUCAGAUCUACUCUUUCUUCCGGGAUAUCACUUCUGGUCUACGCUACCUUCAUGCCAAUGGAUACAUUCAUCGUGAUCUGAAGCCACACAACUGCCUUCUCCAUGAGACUAGUGAUGGCAUCAGGGUCUUGGUCAGCGACUUUGGUGAAGUGCAACAGCAGAAUGCAAUGCGCAAGUCAACUGGUGCAACGGGUACCCUUUCAUACUGUGCGCCAGAAGUUCUUCGACAAGAAUACCCCAAUGGGCCAUUUGGGAAUUUCAGUUUCAAAUCCGACAUCUUCUCCUUAGGAAUGAUUCUAUACUUCCUCUGCUUUGCAGCUCUACCAUAUGCCAAUGCAGACAUCAUCAACGAGGAGAAAGAGGACUUGGACCAACUCCGUGCGGAAAUUACCAGCUGGGCUGGAUUCGACCAUGCGCGAGCAAUCCGCCCCGACCUUCCUGAGAAACUGUACAAAUUCCUUGAGCGUCUUCUUUCUGUCGACCCAAAUCGACGCCCUUCAGCUGAGGAAGUCUUGAGCGGUAUCCAAGCCGGCGCUAAUGCCAACGGAAACGACAACUUCCGCUUCAGAAAGGCUAGCUCAGCAGGUCUUGACCUACCAGGUGCUCGAAUACGCCCAGUGGACAGCCCACAGCCAUCCAUCGAGCGUGCUCUUUCUCCGACAAAACAUGGGACCCGCCCAUCCGCAAGUUUCCGGCGAGACUCCAUGUUUGACUCGAGUAAUCUUCGAGCGAGCACAACGCCAGCAGAGGGCGUAAGUCUCGAAGAUGACCCAGUCCUAACCCCAAACCAAGACCUCGUUGUUCGACACCGUUACUCUACCUCCCCGCCUUUAUCCCCAACCCGGCAACCCCAUGAGGAAAACUCCAUUGACGCCCAAUCCCACUCUUUCUCCAAACACCAUCUCCUUCCACCGCCACCAAGCCGAUUCCCCUUCCUGAACUCUCUGACAACUUUCUAUCCCUCGUCUCAUACCUUACAAUUCUCUCUCUUCUUCAUCAAAGUCGUCUCAACUCUCCACCCCUGCUCGCCCCUAGCCGUGAACCCCUGGGUCCUCUACCCAGUCCUGCUUUCAGCAGUAUUGACCCUCCAGGUCCGAAGUGUCCAGGCACAACUUCUCGCUGUGUUUGUUCAUUUAGUUUUCAUCGGGCUGGGCAUCCGUCUAGGUGCUUUGUGCAUGUGGCAUCGAGACUCGAGUAUGCACAUGUAA
This is a messenger RNA of Penicillium antarcticum, 2058 nucleotides long. RefSeq names its product protein kinase IKS1. Bases 1 to 2058 code for a protein of 685 amino acids. Gene Ontology annotation, molecular function: ATP binding; protein kinase activity. NCBI's taxonomy places the organism in Eukaryota, Fungi, Ascomycota, Eurotiomycetes, Eurotiales, Aspergillaceae. The transcript has 2 exons. Gene Ontology annotation, biological process: protein phosphorylation. The record is from RefSeq and is a predicted model, not a curated record.